GCUCAUCUCAACGGCCGUCUGGAACUUUCCACCGUUCACAUUGCCUUUCCCCUUCGUCUCUCCUCCCUUCCCAGCCUCGCGCUCUCACCCAACGAACGGCAAAGGAGUUAAGCGCACACACCACACAGCGAGCCUUCGCAGCUUUUGCGAACGCAACCCCCGGUUCGUCGAGCUCGCAUCGAGUCCGCGCCCGCGCCCGCGCCCGGAUCCAGCGGAGAUGAGCCGCGCACACGACGGGCACAGGUCCUUCUUCCCCGUCGGGAACCCCUUCAGGAUGAUCCUUCCAAGAGGAGCCCGCCUGACGCCAAAGCUGACCGAGGUGCUCACGUCGUACGAGGAUGGCCUAGCCUCGAGCUUGAGGAAGCUCAAGCCAGAGGCUGCCUCAAGUGUGCUCACCCUGUCAUGGAUGAGGCUUGCGGUGGAUUGCUUAUCGGAGCUGCACACCAACAUAGCGACCCUGAUCACCGAGCUUGAGCUGCCUGUCUCGGAUUGGGACGAAAAAUGGGUGGACAUUUAUCUGAACAGCAGUGUGAAGCUGCUGGACAUCUGCAUCGCAUUGAGCUCUGAGCUUGCUCGGUUGGAUCAAGGGCAGCUGCUAGUGCAGUAUGUCCUGCAUGUGUUGGACUCUGGAAACCAAGUGCCGUCACAAGAGCAACUGAAGAGAGCUGAGGUGUCGCUUAAGGAAUGGAUGGAGCGCUCAAGCGAGAGGUCUCCGAGGCUUGAUAAUUGCUCGACAGCAUUACAGGAGCUUUCUGGGAACUUUUGCUUGAUGAAGGUUAAGCAUUCUGCUAAGGGGAAGGUUCUCAUGCGGGCAUUGUAUGGAAUUGAGGCCGUUACGGUCUUCAUCUGCAGUGUGCUUGUAGCCGUACUGUUGGGAAGCUCAAAGCCGCUGAUGGAGUUCAAUGUCCCUGAGAAAUUUGGUUGGUCUAAAGCCUUCAAUGAUCUCCAUAAGGCCAUAAGUGGGGAACUUAGCAGGCAACUAUCCGGAGAUCGUGUUGCAGCUGUAAAAGAGCUGGAGGAAGUUGAGGUAUGUGCUAGACAGCUGCAUGCAUUGACUAGUGCUGCUCAGCUUGAAGAGGAUAAUGCCAGUCUGGUUCAUGCUGUUAGUCAUUCAAAGGAAGUGGCCAUGUCAGAUACUACCUCCCAGGAAGGAGGCCAUGAGGAUAAUCUUAAGCUGACUGAGGACAAUAGUCGUGAGCGUGAAGUAAUCAUGCUUCAGAGUAUUACUAAAGAAGAUGGAAUAGAUACAGCCGGCAUUAAGGAGGAUGGCAAGACUAUCAGCCAUACAAAAGAAUUGAUGGUGCUUGAGGGAACCAGUGGUGGACACCAAGAUGAUAACAGAAAUCAGCAAGAUGAUAACAGAAAUCAGUCCGCUGGUGUCGGCAGCGAGAUCACUGGCUUGGAAAGGAGAGAGCAGCUGCUGAACUGCAUCUCCAGCAUGUCGAAAAGCGCCAAAGGGCUCCGGCUGGGGUUGGACUCGCUGUCAAAGCGGGUUGGGGACUUCUUCCAGAUCGUGCUUACAGGCCGCGAUGCAUUGCUCUGCAACCUCAGGAUUUCAGAUGGGAGCAAGGUUGGUGCUGAGGUCAGGUCUUAGUAUGCUACGUCAUGUUUGUGCUGUCUAAUGUGUUUAUAUGCAGCUCGACAGCUCAUCUUUAUGAUAGGUGCUUCUGACUUCUGGCACCUGCUCAGUCUCAACAACACUAAGCUGGGGCCAGAUCUCAGAAGUAUUGUGCAUAAUCAUGUGCUGCUAGUUGCAAUGAAGCUUUUAUUUAUGCCUUGUAGCACGAGGUUUCUGUGGAGCGGGACUGUGGUAUGUAGGUUAUUUACAGUUCUUGCCCUCAUUUUGGUGUGUAGUAACUAGAGUGUUGUGAGUAAAUAGUGUGGUGUUGAGAUGGUGUUGGUGGAAUGCACAAUGGCGAGACUAGAGUAACUGUAUGUAUGCUCAUGUGUGCUGGUAAUGGAGAUGAAAAUGAGUUGCAAAAUGUUAAUCCCUGUCUUAGUUAA
Molecule: messenger RNA, 2004 nt
Organism: Setaria italica (foxtail millet)
Lineage: Eukaryota; Viridiplantae; Streptophyta; Magnoliopsida; Poales; Poaceae
Product: UPF0496 protein 4
Exons: 2
Coding region: 218-1594 (458 amino acids)
Source: RefSeq, a predicted model, not a curated record